Daucus carota subsp. sativus is the source of this 2558-nucleotide messenger RNA. Its product is annotated as LEAF RUST 10 DISEASE-RESISTANCE LOCUS RECEPTOR-LIKE PROTEIN KINASE-like 1.2. The transcript has 4 exons. Bases 152 to 2134 code for a protein of 660 amino acids. Gene Ontology annotation, molecular function: ATP binding; polysaccharide binding; protein kinase activity. The record is from RefSeq and is a predicted model, not a curated record. Lineage: Eukaryota; Viridiplantae; Streptophyta; Magnoliopsida; Apiales; Apiaceae. Gene Ontology annotation, biological process: protein phosphorylation.
AAGAUAUGCGGCAGCUUUAGACUAGAACCAAUAAUAAAAAAGUCAAAUUCUUCUCUCUUUCAAUCCUCUCAUCUCUCUAAUCUCCCUUUUUCUACAAAUCAACGAUAUAUAUCUUGAACAAACUGAUCAAGAUCCUCCAGAAAAAAACAAAAUGAGAGCCAUUUAUCAUUGUCAUAUACAUGUAUGCUUACUCAUCAGCGUUAUCUCCUUAUUCUUCAACAGAUGUUGCUGUGUAGAUCAACAAUACGAAGCCUGCGUCCCAAGAAACUGCGGAAGCUUGAGUAUAAGCUUCCCGUUCUUUAUCGUGGGGACGCAAGAAGCUUACUGUGGAUCCCCGGGGUUCAAUAUAACUUGCGUAAACAAUACAAAGCCACUACUUAGAAUCCCCGACUAUAAUGAGGCUUUGUUGGUUGAUGAGAUAUUCUACGACAAUCGAUCUCUUCGUGUUUCCAACGCGGCUCUCAGAUCAAACGAGGGAAGCUGCGGGGCUGUGCGAGAGAUUGCGCGCAACUUGAGUGUGCGCAGUGAUCAUUUUGAGUACGCCAACGAUUCGAGACUUGUGUUGUUAUGGGAUUGUUCUGGUAUUGAACCAAGGUUAGACAGAUACAGAGUUGGUUGCGAUGGUAUUAGUUAUCUGGUAAUGAAAGGGAACGAUGCAAAUUUAAAGGGGUCGACUGAUGCUUGUAAGACGAGGGCCGAGGCAGCUGUGAUAGAUGAUGAACAAAUUGUGACUGGUUCGAAUUAUUCGACAGUGAUGAGAAGGGGGUUUGUUUUGAAAUGGAGGGCUACGGAUUGUACAGAAUGCAAGCUAACUCAGGGGCGUUGCGGAUUCGACAUCGAACAUGACCAGUUUCUCUGUUUCUGUCCAGACAGGCCUCAUUAUAAGAAUUGCACUGCAACUCCAGCUGCAACAAAAGUGAAUGGUAAAAGAAAUUCAAGAGUGAUCCUACCAACAGGUACCGCCAUAUUGGGAGCUUCCUUUGUCCUUAUGAUCUGCUUGUUCACCAUCAUCUGGAUGUACAAGGGCUGCGGUAAUAUUUUCACUACUUUCCUGUCGAAGAAGACAUCCUCUGACAUUGACGAUGAUAUUUCAUAUUUCGGGGUGCCUGUCUUCUCCUACAAAGAUCUUGAAGAGGCUACUCAUAAGUUCGAUGCAUCCAAAGAACUCGGAGAUGGAGGUUAUGGAACUGUCUAUUAUGGCAAACUAAAAGAUGGCCGAGAGGUUGCAGUUAAAAGGCUUUACGAAAACAACUUUAAGCGACAGGAACAGUUCAUGAAUGAGAUUGAAAUCCUCACACGCUUACGCCACCGCAAUCUUGUGUUACUGUAUGGUUGCACCUCUCACCGCAGUCAUGAGCUUCUACUUGUUUAUGAGUAUAUUCCCAAUGGCACGGUGGCUGAUCAUCUUCAUGGCGAUAGAGCGGAAAAUGAACCACUUACAUGGCAUGUCAGAAUGCACAUUGCCCUGGAAACGGCGAGUGCCUUGGCUUAUCUUCAUAAAUCAGAUAUUAUACACCGGGAUGUCAAGACCAACAACAUACUCUUAGACAAGAAUUUUACUGUCAAAGUUGCAGAUUUUGGGCUCUCGAGGCUUUUCCCAACUGCGGCUACUCAUGUUUCAACAGCUCCUCAAGGCACUCCAGGUUAUGUUGAUCCAGAGUAUCACCAGUGCUACCAGUUGACUGAUAAAAGUGAUGUUUAUAGUUUCGGGGUGGUUCUUAUUGAACUCAUAUCAUCCAUGCCUGCAGUUGACAUAAGUAGGAGUAGAAAUGAGAUUAACUUGGCUAAUCUAGCUGUAAACAGGAUUCAGAAAUGCGCAUUUGAUGAAUUGAUUGACCCGAGUCUUGGAUACAAAUCUGAUCCUGUUAUUGAAAGGAUGACUACUUCAGUGGCGGAACUAGCUUUCCGGUGUUUGCAACUAGAGAAGGAGUUGAGACCUGCGAUGGAUGAAGUCUAUGAAUGUCUGAGGCAAAUCCAGGUUGUUGAUGAAUCAAAUAAAGCCAAGCCACAGCCGUCACCGGAGUCUGAAAAUGUGGUAUUGUUGAAGAAUAAAACAUGUCCAGCUUCUCCAGUGACUGUGAUCGACAACUGGAUGAGCAGUAGAUCUACCACACCAAGUGUUAGUGAGAUAUAAUAUCCGACAAGUUCAAUGCAGAUGCUAGGGAUAUGUCAAAUGACGAGAAAAUGUCAAAAAAAAACGUAAGGGAGACAUGUGUUUCCCUGCCUCUUACUAGAUCCGUCAAUGCGUACAGGAAUAUGCUCAGUUUCCACGAUUCCGGGCAUCUUUAGAAUGUGUGUUUAGGAUAUGCUAUUGAACUCGCGUCCAACAAUUGUACUUCAGAAAAUUUGAGUAACUAGAGGAAAAAAAAAUGAGAUGCGCACAUAGGGAAACUCCCAUUUUGAUGCUGGAAAAUUGUGUCAAUACAGCUGAAGGAACCUUGAGCUUCAGGUUCAGGCGUUCAGCCUUCAGUGUUUGUAGUUUACUAGUCUGUACAGAAAAUCUAUAGACUCUGAAAACAUAAAAGAAUUGGGGCAUUGUUAUGAUGCAUCAUGUUGUA